GAAGAAGCCUUCUCUCGUUUAUCCCGUCGUAAAGACAGAGGUUCUUCAUAAAAGGAACCGCCGACGGCCUUAUUCUACUCCCUAACGCUCAGUGUCUUGUUGAUCAAUGACGAUUAGGAUAUUCAAGACCGAAGAGAAACAUUUGCGUUCACAACAAAUUAUUGUCAAAAAAAAGUCUGCGAAGAGAGGCAGCCGGCUUCUACCACAGCCAGCACCCUCAUGCAUAUCUAACUCGCGUACAUGAACUUACUCGCAAUGACAUUGCCACAACUGAUGGGAUGGCUUCAGAAUAACAGCCCAUCGACACAAGAGACACGUCUUUUUAACCCCUCACAAUGAGUAAAUGGGCUCAGACCUCAGUAAGGGUCUUUGAUCGAUACAGUACGAUAGAGGCACACAUGACAUGACAUCAGCUCAAGCUGGAUUCAAUCACACGCGACGCGGCAGGGCCAUACGGAUAACAACCGUUUUGGCACUAGGAAGUAGCCUAGUGCGAAGCCUGAGCCUGUGAGGGUGUUGCGGCAGCUGUAAGGCGUUUCUACAGCGCACUCAAGUAUGUCUGUCUGUCAGUCGGGUCGGGUGACAGGGCCAGACAGGGAAGGGUCCUGAUUAUCAGUUGCUGGUGUGGGCUUCACCGCUGCAGAGGCGGGUGGUCCGAGGUUGUUCUCGUCAGAUUCUGGAAGAGUUAGAGUCGAGAGGGUGAAUCUUGUUUUGGUGCCAACGACCACAAUGAUCAAGUUGAGUACCGCGGAUCAGUUUCCUUUAAGAGGAUACAGUACACCCUCGUCUCGGUUACCAGCUGUAGCUGUAUCUUUCCGGGCCAUCCAAUGCCUGUAGUCCAGCCCUGUCAAGCCUGUUGGAGUCUGUUCUGUUCCUGUUGAUGCCAGAAAAGUUGCAGGUUGCAGGUUGCAGAAUCCCAGUUUUUGAUCAUCCCUGCCUAUCCCCAACCCUUUUUUCUUCCCUUCGACCCAUGACGUGGAGUAUCCCAUCCACCUCGUGGUGCUCUUGAUUGGACUUCCACUCUAACCUGCAGCUUGGAAGCCACUUUGGGCCAGGGAAGCGGUAAGGCCUUGACUGUGUCUCUCGGCUUUACUACGUACAUAAUUACGACUGACUUACCUUACCUUGACUGAACUCUCUCUGCCUGUCUUGUCUGCUGCAGCUUGCACGAUUUCGCAUUUGCUUUUUCCUACACAUCUUCGUCAUAUAACAUACCUCACAUAUCUCUCCCAUGUUUGUCUCCCAUGGCUGCGAAAUCCCCAGAAUUCACCAACCAACGUGACCAAUAUCAACCAAGAUACGCGUAACACACGAGUUUUAAUUCACCUCAAAUUCUCACCCAAGCGCCCUUGACGACGAUCCACGCUUAUCACUCACCUUGCAUUUUAAAUGCUACAUCCUGAAACCGCGGCUCUCAACAUCAAUUUUCACCGCCCGUCAUGGAGAACACUCUCGCACGAAGUCACAGUUUGAAGCCUCCCAGGCGCAAACUCCAAAAACCUGACCCGAAACUCAAAAGCCUCAACAAAGCUAAGCGCGGUUCUACCGACUCGACCAUGUCUAGCCUCAGCCCUCAGAGCAGUAUGUCUUCACCGUCGCAACGACAAAUUCAGAACGGCGCUCCCGAUUUGAGCGAUUCAAAAUGGGAUCAUUAUCUUCGACCAAAGACCGUUUUUGUGCCCUCAUUUUCAGAGCCGGAGGACCAUCUUCAGCCAGAGAUCAAUUCACCAUAUGAACCGCCUCAGCAACAGCACCAUCAGUACCAACACGAACCUGAAUCCGAGCCACCGAGGGCAUUCUUCAGUCCUCCACCACGGAGACAAUCUUCUCAGCGCCAAAUCCCAGAAUUUCACCAUUUGACCCUCCAGGAUCAUCAUGCGCGGCCAUCAUUGGACAGCUCUUCUCUCCCUUCGACCGCAUCAACUACCUCGACAUCAUCUAUCAUGCGACGCCAGGCCAAGACACCAGUCUUUCGAAUAGGACAACUAGAGCAACAUGCACUUGCGCGCAAGGCGAAGGAUGUGCCAGAGAAGACGUCAAGCGUUGAAUUGAUCGCUGAUCAGUAUAACGCUGUUCUUGAGUCGAGAGAUGGCCCACCAGCGCUGGACUCACAGUUACCAUCACGAGCAUCGACAUAUUCAUUCGACGACACCCCUCUUCAGAUAUCUCCCCACGGAGCCAAGCGACAAAGUUUACGGUCAUCAAAUACGUAUUCAUCUAUGACGGCUAUACCCCGUCAGCUGAGACCCAGACUCAGGUCAGCAGCGACUCACGAUACGAAUGUGGCUGCCGUUGAAGGAGACACUAUUUACUUCAAGCCAUAUUCAUUCUCACCACCACCAUCUCCCGAUCAGACCCCCGGAACACCACGAGGUUCUUGGACAGAUGAAUUUCGACCACCUUCAUCAUCAGGGCACUCAUUCCAGGAAAACAUCAGCCUUCAAAUAGCGCUCGAUCUACUCACUAGCGAAUUAUCAUCGGUUGUGUCAGGCCGACCACAGCGAAACGGACAAGAUACUGCAGCACUGCAGGUUUGGGUUAUGAUCGAGGCGUACGAGAGACUACGCGAUCAACUAACACGGCAACAAUCAUCAAACGCAGAGGCACAAAAAGUGGCAACCAUGUUCGACUGCUGGUUGGCCUCCCUUUACUCGAUCCAUUCCUCCCUCACAGAGAGCACACUGCCCAGUCCCACAGAAUAUGCAGGACUAGAAGAAGAUUUGGAUUAGACUUGAGACAGACAUGAUGUACACGAGGAUAUGUGUACGCAAAUAACGAACAUUAUGGUAACUGGCGUUAUGGGCGCGGCCAGAGGGAAUAACCUGGCAUUGGUUAGGAUAGGAUAGGACAGGACAGGGCAAAAGCGGCUGGAGCUGCGGAUAGGAUUGGAUGGGAGAUACCUGGAGGAACUUGUUUUUUUUUAGUUACUGCACUUUGAAUUUACCUUGAUCAAUGAGUUUGAUGCUUAUCAUUGCAUGUGAAUGAGUUGUGAUUGAAGACCAUCAGCACUGCCACGUUGAAAAGUGUAGAUCAUUGAGCUAAGAACAGGAACCAGGAGCCAAGGGUCAAAA
Messenger RNA from Fusarium odoratissimum NRRL 54006, 3071 nucleotides. RefSeq lists its product as uncharacterized. Lineage: Eukaryota; Fungi; Ascomycota; Sordariomycetes; Hypocreales; Nectriaceae. The record is from RefSeq and is a predicted model, not a curated record. The coding region runs from base 1440 to 2729 and encodes 429 amino acids. The transcript has a single exon.